Messenger RNA from Trichomonas vaginalis G3, 318 nucleotides. RefSeq lists its product as uncharacterized. The record is from RefSeq and is a predicted model, not a curated record. The transcript has a single exon. Bases 1 to 318 code for a protein of 105 amino acids. NCBI's taxonomy places the organism in Eukaryota, Parabasalia, Trichomonadida, Trichomonadidae.
AUGUUAGAUGAACUAUAUAAAGCAGAACGUGAAGAGAUGGAAAAGAAACUUCAAGCAAAAGAUGAAGUCAUUGAAUCCAAAGACAAAAGCAUACAGAAAAGAAUACCACGUUCGGUACCAAAAGGUAAGGAAAAGAACUAUAAGUAUAUGAUUUAUACUGAAGAGAUGGAAAAUGAAGAAGAUAAAGAUAUGGUUAUGUUGCAUUUAGUCAGAAGAAACAACAAAAGCUUUUACGACCUUGCUAAGAUUUACAAAUCUGACAGAAAUUGGUUCUAUCGCGAAAACUUACCGAUUUCAAUGACCCAAAUGAAGAUGUGA